ACUCCUGCUCAGCGUCAAAUUAUAUUUAAUGCAUUUUGCGGGCACUGUGUUUCGCUGCUGAGGAUUGCACCCGCAUCAGCGAUCCUGGAAGCGGCAUACAACGACUAUGCAAACGCAUUGCAACGCUUCAAUAUUAUCAUAGAGUUCUAUGGCGCCGAUUUUCCUCUUUUUAAGACGGCUGACAACAAAAUACGAAGUUUGGAGGAACUGAUAGCCGAAGAACCGAGCAGAAAGGCAUCAAUAAUCAAAUAUCUCGAACAGACGCUCACUGACAUUGUGGAUAAGUAA
Molecule: messenger RNA, 288 nt
Organism: Gongylonema pulchrum
Lineage: Eukaryota; Metazoa; Nematoda; Chromadorea; Rhabditida; Gongylonematidae
Source: the annotation of a GenBank genome assembly